Messenger RNA from Saccostrea echinata, 752 nucleotides. RefSeq names its product gamma-glutamylaminecyclotransferase-like. The transcript has 3 exons. Bases 92 to 616 code for a protein of 174 amino acids. Lineage: Eukaryota; Metazoa; Mollusca; Bivalvia; Ostreida; Ostreidae. Gene Ontology annotation, molecular function: gamma-glutamylaminecyclotransferase activity. The record is from RefSeq and is a predicted model, not a curated record.
CGGUCGAUGGAAAGACUUUAUGUUUACAAAGUAAUGUCUGCGUAAUUCUUUAACACUGUUAAACUAAUUCCAAGACAACACAUAAAAUCUGAUGUUAAACAACACAUCGAUGAACAGGGUUUUUGUAUAUGGGACACUUAAAAGUGGACAACCUAAUUAUUUUCGUUUGAUGGAUCCUGAUUCUGGGUCUGCAAAAUUUGUUAACCAAGGAAAAACAAUGGAGAAGUACCCGCUUGUGAUAGAGAGAUUAUAUAAUCUGCCAUGCCUGUUACACGUACCAGGGACAGGAACGAACGUCAAAGGUGAAAUUUACGAAGUGGAUGAAAAGAAAAUGAGGUUUCUUGAUUACUUUGAGGACCAUCCAGAAAUGUAUAAAAGAACUUUGAUAUCGGUGGAACAUCAGAACUCCGUGGAAACUCAGUCCAGUGUCACAGACUCACACAGUAACUCUCCUCACACAGAAAACCAACCGAACACUUCCUCCCAGUGUUGGUGCUAUUUUUAUAACGAUCGUGACGGUUCUCUGAAAGACCUUCCUCGCCUGGAUAAUUAUGAUUCUAAAGGAGACCAUGGUUUAGAGUAUGACUCGAGUUUAGAUGCGGAGUUUGAUAAGUAAAUUCCACAUGUUAUAUCACCGAGGAUAUCUCUGAAACUUGGCUUGAUGCGUACGAAAAAUGUUGUUUGAUGGAGUAUUUGUAAUUUUUAUAUUUUGUACUAAAAUUUAUCGUGUUUUUAAGAAAUUAAAAAGAAAA